Molecule: messenger RNA, 990 nt
Organism: Aphanomyces invadans
Lineage: Eukaryota; Oomycota; Saprolegniomycetes; Saprolegniales; Verrucalvaceae
Exons: 4
Coding region: 1-990 (329 amino acids)
Source: RefSeq, a predicted model, not a curated record
AUGGCGUCGCAGCAGAGAGUGGACGUGCCACGAUAUGCCAGCGUGAGCGAACAGCUCCUGGAAAUGAGUCUCAAUAAACCGGCGCAGGGAAAGAUUGAUCGACAUGCUCUUGAGAAACGACUCGUAGAGUUGCAAGGGGACGUGUCGCGUCUGGUGUCCAAGUUGUCUACUCGAGCCAAGGAUGACUCAGCUGUUCACCAUGCAGCGGUGUCCAAACUGUCGAGUCGACUGAAGGAUGUCUCAUUCACAGAUGAAGAAGGCAGCGCAUCUCAUCCCUCCGGCAAGCUUACGAAGGCCCGGUCGCUAACCAUCACGUCCAAAACGAAGCAAACUCCACAGAAACACUCUACUACGUCCAAGUCCACGAUUCCAGGCAGCCGGAUGGGCAACCUAAUUCGACUCCAGAGUGAUUUGCAUGCUGCAAACGUCGCGAAUGACCAACUUCGCUUUGAUUUGGACCAGUUGCGUAAGACGGUCGAGUGCCACGCAACCAAGCUGCGCGAGUAUUCGGCGCUCCAAACGUCAUUCCAGCAGCUCAAAGCACACUGCGCAUCGCUCCAGCAAUCGCUAGACUUGUCCGAAACGAUUCGGCAUCGGCAGAAGAAGAUCAUCCAUGAUCUCAAAGCCCAGGCUACUUCCAAGUCUGGGCUGUCCAUCCACAACGACAACCAACUCGACGAUGCUGUCAACAACGUAGCCGUGUCGCCGACGCCCGGCGCGUGGUCCCGGUACAACUCGAUCACGGCAGUGGAUAUUCCAUCUCCAGUCAAAGGACAGAUCCACCCGCUGCCGCCGCCGAUUCCCGCUGUGGCCACGACCCGCCGCGUCAAGAAGAAGACUGCGAAGACAAAGAAGUCGGCGAAAGGACUCAAUACAUCGGCUAUCUCCCACUGCAAACCAGGAGAGCGUAGUUUUUUGGCGCCGACGCAAGCAAGCCAACAGCGCCUCGCGGACACGAAACAACUCCGACAACUCCAUCACAGACGAUAA